This is a messenger RNA of Polistes canadensis, 1181 nucleotides long. RefSeq names its product graves disease carrier protein (gene DPCoAC). Gene Ontology annotation, cellular component: mitochondrial inner membrane. Bases 53 to 1003 code for a protein of 316 amino acids. Gene Ontology annotation, biological process: transmembrane transport. The transcript has 7 exons. The record is from RefSeq and is a predicted model, not a curated record. Lineage: Eukaryota; Metazoa; Arthropoda; Insecta; Hymenoptera; Vespidae.
GAUCAAUUUUCUUCGAUUUCUAUUAUUUUUUUCUAACUAAUAGAUAUUAAAAAUGGAACUUCGUAUUGAGAAGAAAAAAGACUACGAAUUUUUUAUUAAAAGUCUAGUGGCUGGCGGUGUAGCGGGUAUUUGUUCAAAAACAACAGUUGCACCAUUGGAUAGAAUUAAAAUAUUAUUGCAAGCACACAACAAACAUUAUAAACAUUUAGGUGUUUUCUCUGGUUUAAGAGAAAUUGUUAAACGGGAAACAGUUUUUGCUUUAUAUAAAGGUAACUGGGCUCAAAUGAUCAGAAUUUUUCCAUAUGCAGCAAUUCAAUUUACUUCUUUUGAAUUCUAUUCUAAGUAUUUAAGAUCAUUGUUUCAAAAGCGUAGACAUAUAGAGAAAUUUUUUGCUGGAUCUGCAGCUGGAGUCACAGCAGCAACGUUAACAUAUCCGCUUGAUACAAUUAGAGCACGUCUUGCUUUCCAAGUUACAGGAGAACAUGUUUAUACUGGCAUUAUUCAUACUGGUGCUUCAAUUUUUAAGGAUGAAGGCGGUUUUAGAGCUUUAUAUAGAGGGUUUUUACCAACUAUUGUCGGAAUGAUUCCAUACGCAGGUUUUUCAUUUUAUACAUUUGAAAAAUUAAAGUAUUUAUGCAUGAAGUAUAUACCAAAUUAUACUUGUUCUAAAUGUGAUAGAAAUACUGGCGGCCUUGUUUUAACAUUACCCUCAAAAGUUAUUUGUGGAGGACUUGCAGGAGCAGUAGCACAGAGUUUUUCUUAUCCUUUAGAUGUUACAAGGAGACGUAUGCAAUUAGCUAUGAUGAAUCCAGCUACGCAUAAAUACAGUUCUAGUAUGCUAUCAACUAUGAAACUCACGUAUAGUGAAAGUGGUAUUAUGAAAGGAUUAUACCGUGGGAUGAGUAUAAAUUAUAUUCGUGGUGUACCUAUGGUUGCAGUCAGUUUUACUACAUAUGAAAUCAUGAAGCAAUUGCUUAAUUUAGAUACAGGAACAAAAUUAUAAUUUUGUUUACUAUUGUUAUAAUGCUAUUUUAUAAUGACAAUGAUUUCAAUCAAUGCAAUCUAUUGAAUAGGCUUACUACUGCAGGAGAAUAUUUUCAUAAUUAUGAUUACGCAAAAUAGCUACAAUGGCAGAAAAUUUAAUUAAUUUUUUAAUUUUUGGAAAAUUGAGAGAGUGGAUA